This is a messenger RNA of Paralichthys olivaceus (Japanese flounder), 5156 nucleotides long. It is a transcript of the gene ushbp1, whose product is annotated as Usher syndrome 1C binding protein 1. NCBI's taxonomy places the organism in Eukaryota, Metazoa, Chordata, Actinopteri, Pleuronectiformes, Paralichthyidae. The record is from RefSeq and is a predicted model, not a curated record.
UAGGUUUGUGACAUCACAAACCCUGGCUGUCUAAAUUCAUGUGUCUUGUGAAAAAUUUACUUAUUAUAAGUCGCUUUGGACUAAAGCGUCUGCUAAGUGCCCUAAAUGUAAAUGUGUUUUUCAGAUUGGCAUUUGUUUUAUUACACAGAAAACACGUUAUUGAUAUAUGAAAUGGCACGGGGGGCACUGUAGGCUGAACCAAAUACAGCUUACAGUUAAAUACCAGUCACAGUACAAAGUAUAAAAGUAAGGUUUUAAAUUCUAAAUCUAAUCAGGAGCUCGAUUUGAACUGCAACACACAUGACAUGAUCACAAUGAAGCUGCAGGAAUGACGUCAACACACUGAGUCCACGCAAAGUUCAUUAUCGCACUUGUAUGAACCUGCUACUAAAGUGAAAAACAACAAGAGCAAAACCACUGCUGCUGGGAUCAAGAUCGAGAAGCAUGGAGGACUCCAGCCUGGUCAGAUGUGACAGUCUGGAUGCUGGGUCAGGGUGUAACAGGGAGGUGAUUGACCACAUGACCUUUGACGUCGAGGGCUCUGACCCCACAGCAAACCUUGAGCCCUCACCAGCAGAACUGGCUCAGUGUGAGGCUGAAGUGGGGACGCUGCUCAGCAUCAUCGCUGAACUGAACAAGAAGAUGGGGUCACUGAAGCCCCCAAGUGAACCAAGGGACCUGAGACCACCAGGACCAUCCAGGCCUUUGGUUCCUGACCUUCUGUCACACAGGCUCGUCAGAAGAAGCCCAGAGACACAAACUGCUUCUGCUGCCGUGUCUAAAUCUCCACUGACUGACAGAGUGGGCACUGGUGUAGUCUGGACCCAGCUGCAGGAGGUGUUAGCUUCAGUGGAGGACUCCAUCAGCUGUAGGAGAACCUGGGCCGCCCCCAUAACCAGCUCUGACCACGAGAAGCACAAAGAGCAUCUGAGAGCAGCUCAGGAGAGCUGGGUCAAAGCCACUCAGAUAUUAGAGGAGAUGGAAAACGAGUUUGGGAUAUCAUGCCCGUCUGUCUUACCAAAGGAGCUCUAUCAGGGGGACAUCCUGGAUCUGGAGAAACACGGCUCUCCUCUCAGAAGCAUCUUGCACAGUCACCAGGAGGAGCUGGGGAGAGCACAAAGCACCAUCAGCCAGAUGGAAGAGGAAAGGAACAAGCUGAUUAGUCUCCAUAAGGCCUGGAGGUCAGGCAGCCGCUCUCCUUCCUACCGGCCCACAACUGGAUCUCUCAGUCCAGACGUGGGCUCUCCUCCCUUCCCUGGUUCUCCUUUACUGCGCAGAAGAACAUCCAGAGGUCUAACACCUCUGUCUGCUGCUGGAGACGGCUCUCCGCUGGGCUCUGUCACCUCAGGCAGCCCCUGUCCCAGCCCCAUCGGUCUGGAGACCGAGACAGAGCGACUGAACAGGUACAUCGAGAGGCUGAAGGCCAGAAACGAACGUCUGACAGCAGCUCUGGAGCGGAGGAAGGGAGAGUCGGAGCAGAUCAGCGUUACACUCAGCAGACUUGAGUCCGACUGCUCUGCCCUGCAGACAGCUCUCAAAUACUGUGAGGAGUGUGAGGAGGCCUAUAGUGAGCUACUGUCCCUUUAUGAGGCCAAGAAGCAGCAGAGCAUUCCUCUGCAGACGGACCCAGCAGAAGAAGUCACUGACAGGCAGCAGGCCGACAGUCCAUCGUCUGAGCUGAGAAACAUGGGAAGUGAUGAGCUGUCCACCUCCUUCUCAACAGCAGGGGUCACAGAGGAGACAGAAACACAGAGUCACACAGGGCAGAGGACACCUGAGCUGCCGAAUCGAGAGACUGCUCUCCGUCAGCAGAUUGAGCAUCUGAAGAGGGAGCGGGCAGCCAUUAGCCUCCCUAAACCGAACCAGCAGCAAGAGAGCAAGCUGAGCCCUGAAACCAGUCACCCAGCUGGGUCGAGAGAGGGACAUGUGACCAGGGAGAACUUCAGACCUCUUGAUGCCAAGAAAGAGAAGGCAUCCCUCUUCUGUGAACUCAUUUCUGUCAGGGAGGAGAUGUCAGAUCUGAGAUCUCUAAUCCGCCUCAAAGAGAAGGAGCUGAGGUGUCUAGAGUGGAGUUUAAUGGCCCAGAAAGCUCAGGAAGCAGCUGGAGUCUUUGUGCCAGAAAGUCUCCGAGAGGAACAGGAGGAUCGUAAGACGGAAAAACAGAGGUUCUGUGAGGCUGCAGCUAAACUGGGUAGUGACGGAGACAUUGUUGAAGCUCGAACCAGAUCCAUUCUGAAAGAGCUGCAGGCCGUCCUACAAAGGGAACAAGCCCUGAAGAAGAGAUUAGCUUUAGUCCAUGACUCAUCAAACACAGCUCUCUCUGAAAGAAGAGACAGUGGAGAGUUUGCCCGGCUCACACAGGCUCACAGUAAAGCUUUGAACUCGUACCGGCAGAUUCGCAGAAAGUAUCGGGAGCAAGUAUGGAGGCUGGAGCAGAAAGUGGCAGCCAUGACGGACAGUCAGCACAACCAGAGUGGAGCUUCAAAAGCUGCAGUGGAGGCCGUGGAGUGGAGGAGGGAAGAGACUGUUCUGUGAUUCUUCACUCAGAAAUUAUACAGUCUAACAGUCUAACUCAACUAUAUAUAGUUUAUAUCCUUAUAUAUCCUGCUUAUUCCCUCUACUGAUAGUGUGUAAAGUGAUAAUUAUGACCAAGCACAAUCUAUUUGAACUAUAACACACAGAGCUUUGUAUUCUUCUUGUCCAUGUUGAUAACAGCAUUCAAACAUUCACAGUGCAGAGAAAGCAUGUGAACCCCUGAGGCUAAUGACAUCAAGAAGCUUACUGAAGUCAGGAGUUAGCAAACCAGUCAAUGAGUGUAGAUAUUCAUCUGUCCAGACUUCAACAACAACAUGUUUCUAAAUGGAGAUCAUUUAGUACUGUGGCUAUCACCUCACACCUCUAUUUAUGUUGGACACUGUCUUUUCUCAGGAAUGUUUUAAAUCUUGUUAUUUUGUUUAUGUGCUCUUUUACACAGAGCAUCUAUUGCACUUCUGUCCGUCCUGGGAGAGAGAUCCCUCACAUGUCACUCUCCCACAAGUUCUUCCUCACCCUGAUUGAGGGUUAGGGACAGAGGAUGUCGCAACUUGUACAGAUCGCUAAACCCUAUGAGGCCAGUUGUGAUUUUGGAAUAUAGGCAAUAGUUAUUUUAUUUUACAAUGCAGAUUGCACAGUGAGGUUGAAAACAAGCAGCUAAAGCCAACUCAAACUAGUUAUUAUUUUCCUUGGCCCUAUAUCUGUCAACACAGUGAUGACAUGUAAAGCAGUCGGUUGAGCUCUGGAGAGGUAAAUAUAGAGUAUGUGGGGCAGUAGAACAUGGAAACGCAGUGAAUUCCACCGGUUCAACCCCUUGUGAGAGUUGCCAAUAAACCGAACAGGAUUUCAGAGCUUAACUUGUCUAACAGGACUCACACAUCACAAGACACAUUCCUCAUUUCAGAGAAAUAGCUGUCAUGCAGGCAUGAAUGUGUUGGGCUGACACAAGGACUGAGCCCACUGAGGAUCGCGGGACUGACCUCCACAGCGCACAUGUCCUUUCCUUUUUUUCCCCCCAUACAAGCUGACUCAAUAAAGCCUCGGCUGGCCGGCCAUGCUGCCGUAACAAUGCUCCGAGAAAUGGGGGGGAAGGGGGCCGGGACAAUGGCUGAAGUGCACACAAAAUGUACGGCCAGCCCAUUUGUCUUCUUUGCACUUUCAUAGUUCUCUUCAUCUUGUUCUCUCUGCUUCCAGUCACUGGUCAGAUCAACAAAAUUAUAUACAAAAAUCUCUCGUGGUAUCCAGAUCAACCUGUGACCAUGGAUUAGUCACAGGUUGCAAGUCUUUGAGUUGUAAUUCAGUGCAACUAAGACUUUUUCAUGUCAAAUGUAUAAAGAGGGGAAAAAAACACAGAUUUCCCACAUAAUUCAUGGAUCUUAAUUGAAACAAACGAGGCACAUUAUAGAUUACUAUGACAUAUUAUAACUGAUUUCUAUGAGUGUGUGCAAUUAGAUGCAGCUUAAUUGAAUUUAAGGAAUUGGCGUAUGUGCUCUGCUAAGUGCCAUUCUAGUUAUAUGUAGUACAACACUAAUGUCAAAGGGAAUUCACCUUGAUGGUCUUGGAUGAUGCAGAUUGCUUAAAACAAGCACAAAACUAGUAAUCUACACAAGAGGAAUCUAGAACCAGUUUGCCUUUGAGUCAGCCCUUUGAAGGCUUAUCUCUUACAAUCUCCUCAUAACCAUCUUCUUCUCUUUACAUCUCACUGAUAGCUCAAUUUCCCUCCACCCCCCAUCUUCUCUCCUGGCUCAUCUCUCAUAUCUGUCCCCUCUCCCCCCUCCAGCCGACCCUGUGCCCUGACCUACCCAAGCCGGUCAGCUGCAGCUGUGACCGGCGGUCAGGAGGUUAAGGCAAAGGUUGAGUGUCACACCCACAGGGUCACAACGGUGCCUGGCUGUUGUGUUAUGCUGUGAAUGGAAGGUUCAGAGUGCCAGACGAGGUGGCGAGUCCCUGACGCCCUGACUCUUGCCUGAGUUUGCCCUUUCCUGAGCAAAGGUCAGCUCGCAGGGCCUGUCCUCUGCACUGCCCCCAUACCUCCAGGUCAGCAUCGCUAUUGUUGUGAUAGCUGCCAUUAGAGCAGAUGAUACAAUUAUCGUUCCAUUUUGUGUUUCCUCUCUCUGAGGUCUGUGUUGAGCCUCUGAGUUCAUCAAAGCUUUUUAGAUGACAUGACUGUUGUAACCUCAGGGGGACUCUUGUAUAGAAAGGGACCAAAAAAAGGUAGAAUAAGACAGAACAGCAUAGAACUAACUUGAGUGAAAGUAUUUAGUACCGCCUCACGUGAGGUGAUAUAUAAUUACUACUCCAUCUGAUUUCAACAGUGACACUGCCAAAAUGUCAGAAUAUAUACCUCAAUUAUAUGUGUGAGUGAUAUACAGCACUAUCAUAUUGUUAGAAUAUUACUGCUGAUGAUUAAUGGGAGCAGCAUUUUAAAUUUUUAACUGGUCGAAUUUGAAUCAUGUUAAAUUUCUGUAUUUUGAGUUGUUAAAUAUCGUGUAUAUUAAAGUGUGUUGUUUUUAUUCUUUAUUGUUUCCAAAAACAGAAUAGGAAAAAAGCACAAAGUUUAAUUUAUGACAAUAACAAUACAAUAUUGUACAGUUUCAUCAAAAUUGUAAUUUAAAAAGUGACUA